Molecule: messenger RNA, 1347 nt
Organism: Gloeophyllum trabeum ATCC 11539
Lineage: Eukaryota; Fungi; Basidiomycota; Agaricomycetes; Gloeophyllales; Gloeophyllaceae
Product: Metallo-dependent hydrolase
Exons: 3
Coding region: 1-1170 (389 amino acids)
Molecular function (GO): hydrolase activity, acting on carbon-nitrogen (but not peptide) bonds, in cyclic amidines
Source: RefSeq, a predicted model, not a curated record
AUGCGACGAACUCAUCUCGGGGUGAGUAUCAAGGUGUGUACAGGGCGAGAGGGCGCUAUUCUGAACAGCCAUCUCAGAGACUUCCCGGAAGCUCUUCGUGUGACCUCCAAGGCGAAGUUUGGGUUCGCUGGGGACCUAGGUGAUCUGUAUGCCCGAGGACGCCAUCUACUUCGGGAGAGCAUCCAGUGCGGCGUCACGAGCAUGAGAGCUCAUGUCGAAGUUGACAGGACUGUAGGCUUCGCUUGCGUAGAUGUGGGUCUCCGAUUGAAGGAGCAUUUCAAAGACACAUGUGAUAUCCAACUUGCUGCAUUUGCUCAAGACCCCUUGUAUGCAGCUGGAAGCAAGGAACCGUCUGAUAACCUGAGAUGGCUCGAACAAGCUGCUGCAAAGGACGGUGUAUCUGUUAUUGGCUCUGCGCCCUACGUCGAGCCCUCCCUCGAACAGGCAAAAAUGAACAUCAUCCACAUUCUCGACCUAGCCGAGGCUCACACUCUCCACGUCGAUUUCCACCUGGACUAUAAUGCUGACCCGGCCACCGAGCCUCUCGUCUGGUUUGUGUUGGAUCAGCUACGUGCCCGUCGCUGGACCGAGCGAAUCGCAAAGGGUUUACCAGCACACAUUACCAUCGGCCACGCAACUCGACUGUCCUUAUUCUCGGCCGAAGAGUGGCAAAUCCUUGCACGCUCCGUCAUCGACUUACCUAUCUCUUUUGUAGCUUUGCCACAGAGUGAUCUGUAUAUGAUGGGUAGAACCGAAGAUACGCUGCCUGGACUGGGGCCACGCAGAUACACUCUAAAUGUACCGCGACUAAGGAAGCAAUUCCGCUUGAACAUUGCCAUGAGCAUCAAUAAUGUUCAAAAUGCAUUCACCCCGCAAGGUUCUGUUGAUCCCCUUGCACUUUGUCCUCUAGGAGUAGCUGCUUUUCAAGCUGGAACUCCGAGAGACUGCAUGAUUCUCCUGGAGGCAGUCUCUCGGGAAUCAAAACGGGCAAUUGGAGACACGAACGUGCCGAGAGGUCUUGUGUUAUCCGAGGGCGAUCCCGCCGACUUUGUCCUUCUACAUGCCAACAACUCUGCUCAUUCUGCGGCGCUCAAUCCUUGCUGGGAACGGACGACGAUUAAAGGCGGUGCCGUUGUUGGUGGUAGACGAGCUCACGUCUGGACGGUGUAGCGUCUGUCGUAUGGUGCAUUGUCUGCACAUUAAACGCGACUCGGACGACUCCUUUCCUCGAACUUUUAUUCAUGUUGAAGUCUCGUACUACUGCUCUAGGACCACGCUAUGUCCCACUCCAAUAUGUCAAAUACUUUCUCUCGGCGUCCCGUGCUCGAAUAUAAAUAUGGUCACGCA